Molecule: messenger RNA, 267 nt
Organism: Rodentolepis nana
Lineage: Eukaryota; Metazoa; Platyhelminthes; Cestoda; Cyclophyllidea; Hymenolepididae
Source: the annotation of a GenBank genome assembly
AUGAACACAAUCGAUAUAUACCUUCAUCUUCUCCACUCCUUCUUCUCUCUUGCCUAUUUACUUUGGAUGAGGGCUUUUGAGCUUGUUCACAAUCCACUAGAAUCCUCAAUUUUCAGUAUCUUAGCGGCUGUAGUCAUUGAAUCCAAAAAUUCCAGAGAGGAUGAGGACGAGGAAAGUGAAUUGGAGUAUGAAGAGGAGGAGAAUUAUGAGGAAAGCUCACAUCAUGUCCUAUUCUACUUGGAAACACCCAGGGAUAUUUGUAUAUAA